GCUCCGCCCUCGGGUGACAGUGCGAUGACAUGGGGUAGCCUCGAUCCGGAGAGCGGUGACCCAAGAGCGGUUCCUUGCUAUGGAUAGUGCUAUUACUUUGUGGCAGUUCCUUCUCCAGCUCCUACAGGAGCCACAUCACAAUCAGCUUAUCUGCUGGACAUCAAAUGAUGGAGAAUUCAAACUUCUGCAAGCUGAAGAAGUGGCCAGAUUAUGGGGAGUCCGCAAAAAUAAGCCCAGCAUGAACUAUGACAAACUAAGCCGAGCACUUCGCUAUUACUACGUGAAAAAUAUCAUUAAGAAGGUAAAUGGACAGAAGUUUGUAUACAAGUUUGUCUCUUAUCCUGACAUUCUUACUAUGGACCCACUUACGUUGACUCGUGGGGAAGGUGAGAUGGAAUGUAGUCCUUCUGAUGCUGUUGCCUGCCUGAGCCGGGAAAAAGAAAACUAUGGCAAGGAGCGAACUCCAGCCCUUCCCAUAAAAUCCUCAGGACGAAACGACUACAUACACUCUGGUCUUUAUACCUCUUUUACUCUUAACUCCUUGAAUACAGCUGGAGUGAAGCUCUUUAAAGCUACACAAGUAGAACAUCCUGGUGAGAAGAAAAGUUUUCAGGAAUCCCCUUUAUCUGUGAUAAAAUUUGUGACAACACCAACCAAGAAUCCUGAGCCACCACCUCAGGUUGUCUCUUUCCCACCUCCACCUCCUGAUCCCCAUGAGAAACCAGCAGAAUCAGAAAUUCCUGUAAAAUGUACAAUAUCACCCCUUGCCUCUUCAGUUUCCACAGUCCCAGAGCCCACAAAUUCAACAUCACCAGCAGUAGAAAUAGAGGUUAAUGCUGAACUGGAAUCUGAGACUUCUGAAUCCCUGGAUUUUUCUCAUGAUGUGUCCUUGGAGGUGACAGAUCCAGAACCUGAACAGGAACCCUAUGUACUCGACAUAAAAAGCACCUCAAAAUCUAAAAAGCCAAAGGGGCUUGAGUUGGCUCCCACUGUGGUCAUCACCACCAGUGAUUCCAACCCUUUGGGAAUUCUUAGCCCUUCACUAGGGACAGCUUCCCUGACACCUGCAUUUUUUUCUCAGACUCCGAUUCUGCUGACCCCCAGCCCCCUGUUAUCCAGCAUACACUUUUGGAGCACUCUGAGUCCAAUGGCCCCUCAUAGCCCUGCCAGGUUACAUGGAGCAAGCACACUGUUCCAGUUUCCAUCUGUGUAUAACAGCCACAUGCCGUUCACCUUAUCAAGUUUCGACAGCCCAACCACACCAGGACCCUUUUCUCCUGACCUGCAGAAGUCCUAGCAGAAACCUUGUAACAACAGAGCAAGCCUAGAAAAUUAGUAGAGUGGGGUGUACUUGUUCAAAGAAAAAGUUGUAUUAUCAUAACAUAGUAAAUAUGAACUGCAAAAAAAAGAAGUAUGACCUGCUGGACUAUUCAUCACAGAGCUUCUAUAUUUUGUUGUGCAAUUCCAUUUUGUAUAUGUUUCUAAAUUCAGGGACAACGUGUUGCUGAAAAUGUAACCAAGGUAAUUUCUCGACUGCAAAUUGGAUGAAAAGUAAGGUGGAAAUAUGCUGAAAGGGCAAUUAGGAGCCUACUGUCUUAUUGAACUGAUUAUUUUCUUAUUUCAACAGAUUAUUUACUUUUAGUUAAAUAUUAUAAAACUCCUUAACUGUUUUAUGCCCUGUAUCGAAUUUGUAUAACAGGAGACAAAUGCAGUUUGGAACAAAUGGAAACCUUUGAACACCUCAAGCAUAAUUUAAGGAUCAAUCGAGGUCCAUUUUGACUCAGGUGGAGGUACCGUUCAAUUUGUAUUAUUUAAAGAGAAUCCAAAGCACUUAAACACAUAUUAGGCCAAAGGGAAAUAGUGGUCUUAAUGCCAUGUUAGCUAUGUUUGCACUACCAUAAAAUCCUGUGUUCUAGUAAUGUUUCUCAGCUAGCAAUGAUCAAACGCUUAAAAUGUAGCCAAUAAACAGGCAUCUAGUCUUAAUGGUGCAGUAUCUCCAAGCCCAGAAUCAUUUUAAUGUAUGUACAAAAUAUGUUCAGUCUGUAUAGAUUAAAGGUAAAGCAUACAUUUUGGUCAUAAGAUGAAAGAAAAAAAACCCUUUAAUGGCCCACACAACAGUUACAUUCAAUAUAUCUCUAAAAUGGGGCAAAAACAGCAGAAAUCAUCAAAAGGCUUGGCACUAAAUAAAUUUAUCUGAUAAAUGGACUUUUUUUUAUACUAGUGGUGUUGGUAAGAUAUAUUGCAAAACGUUAGGAUUCCUUCUGGAUGACUCCCUGUUGUAUAAAGAUAAUACAGCAGAUCUUGUAAUUACACUUUAACUCCUACGAUGAAGAAGUACCACAUGGUAGAUGUGCCUAUCACGGGUCUUUCGUAAAACAAAAAUAUUAAUGUGUUUGAGACAAAUGCAAAUGUAAAGGUAUAUAUUGGAAAUAUAUUUUGUCCCAGUUAAAGAUUAGUACUUAUUUGAGUGUGAUUUUUAUAUGCUAGGCACAUUUGUUUGAAGAAAAUGGCUUUGUGCUUGUGGCAAGAUAAAAUUUGGCACAUGCCAUUAUUUACAGCCUCCUACAUAGGACCAAUAUGUAAUAUCAGUCACAUGUUUGUUUAUUGUGAAUUUAUUAUGGAUGUGAUUGUUGAGUAUGACUGGGUUUUAAGGCUGACUUCCAUUUUAAUGCUUUCCUUUGGCCAGAUCUAUAUAUGCGACAUCUCUCUCUUGAAUUGAGAGCUUGGAGGAGCAAUACAUACUGGCAAACCUGUUUCGUUUUUUGGCUCCUUCAUUUCUGUGUUAACAGAUCUAGGAGCAUAUGUACUGCAGUAUAUGUUUGAGAAGAAUUAAUUCAUGUUGUAUAUUUUAGCUGGGUACUUGAACUGCUGUCUGUGAGCAUUGCAUUCCUUUGUUAACUAACUGAGCAGCAAUUGCUAAUUACAAUUUUUUUAAAUAUUAUAUGCAUAAUACCUUUUUUUAUAUAUUUCAGUUAGUGUUUUAUUUAGCUGCCUGUAAUGCUGUUAGCAGGGGUAGUUGUUGACCUAUCUUUUCCCCAGAAAUUGAAGCUUGCAAAGCUGAUCCGAUGCCCAUGUGCUGUAUAUAACUCAUAAUAACUUUGCCUGCCAUAUUGGAAGGGUGAAACCUCCACUCCAGAGGAAUGCUUGCCAAAAGGUAAAAAAAAAAAAAA
Messenger RNA from Xenopus laevis (African clawed frog), 3170 nucleotides. RefSeq names its product ELK4, ETS transcription factor L homeolog (gene elk4.L). Gene Ontology annotation, molecular function: sequence-specific DNA binding; DNA-binding transcription factor activity, RNA polymerase II-specific; DNA-binding transcription factor activity. Gene Ontology annotation, biological process: regulation of transcription by RNA polymerase II; cell differentiation; regulation of DNA-templated transcription. Lineage: Eukaryota; Metazoa; Chordata; Amphibia; Anura; Pipidae. The record is from RefSeq and is marked provisional. Gene Ontology annotation, cellular component: nucleus.